Molecule: messenger RNA, 2502 nt
Organism: Pisolithus orientalis
Lineage: Eukaryota; Fungi; Basidiomycota; Agaricomycetes; Boletales; Pisolithaceae
Product: pyridoxal phosphate-dependent transferase
Exons: 5
Coding region: 314-2233 (639 amino acids)
Biological process (GO): transsulfuration
Molecular function (GO): pyridoxal phosphate binding; cystathionine gamma-synthase activity
Source: RefSeq, a predicted model, not a curated record
CCUUGAUAAGCGCUGAUAAGAGAAAUUCUCGGUCAAACUUCGAUCUGUCCAAGGGAAGAGUGGUUCCCCAAAACAAGUGUACCAGGACCGCCACCUCCGCUUCGAAAAUUGGAGGACCAACUAAGUUCUAGAAGCCUGUUGAUCGAUCGCUAUCGGCUAGCGAUUUCGACCGAGAGAGCCGAGAGAGAUGGUUGGUGCAGAGCUGCGGGAGUGUUGCGAGCACCACACUCAAACUGUAACAAAUUGGUACGUCUGAUCGGUAGGUGCGCAGGCGGGGCUGACAUCUUUCCUAGCAAUCGCAUACCACUAGAAAAUGACUGCAGUCGUUGCAACUGGCCACGACACCCUUGGACAUGCUGUCCCACCUUUCACACCGCACGCAAUCUCGGUGUCCCUCCCUACAUGGAGAGACAACGUCGGUUACGAGGAAGGAGAAAAGCGCGUUGUAGAGUCCAUGGUGUCCGGAUAUCCACGUUUCUUCAUUCAUCUAAGUAUCCAAAAGCUUGCAAGCAUCUGCGAACAGAAGUUCGGCAUUAACAACGAAAAAUGUCUGUUAUGUCCCUCAAAAAGAGUGGCAGACCAUUGCCGGGAGUUCGUUCUCGCUCGCACGGCCCUUUCCGGCAUCUUUACUCAUGUACGACUCGCCCGAUACAUGGUUUGCCCGGAGAAUACGCCUUCCCAGCCGUCGUCGUCCACGAACGAUUGUGCCGAACUUCAUAUUAUACUUUUCCCAGCGGACGUAUUCCCCAUCGCGAAGCAGUUCUGGCAACAUACGGGCAUGGGUAUAUCAUCGCGCUUCGCCGAACGUUGCCUUGCCAUACUCGACUCUCAACAACCAACGUUGCCCGCCUCACCACCGCGGCUUCAAACGUCCUGGCGGUCUCCGUAUAAGGCGCCGAAUAAGCACUACUCUAAACACAUGCCUGGGUCACCUUCACUUGGUGGGGAAAGUAGAUCAUCCCUAUCGCUACCGCCAUGUCCACGUGAGGUGUUAUGCAAGGACCAGGACACCUAUAUAGAAGAGCGGUAUGGAAGGAACUUGCCCCUCAGUGCCGGAGCGUAUGCAAAGAGGGCAUUGCGGAGACGUAUUGCGGGUGUACUGGUGCAUGACACGAUGGAUGAUGGACCACAUGGCCCUUCUGCAGGUGCGCUGGAUGCAGAGCUUGGGCCAAGUAGCAGGGGCGUCAAAGAUGUGACGGAGAACGAUGUCUACCUCUUCCCCACUGGCAUGGCGGCUAUAUGGAAUGCACAUCAAUUCGCUCUCGCGGUUCGGCCUGUGGCCAAGAGCGUUUGCUUCGGAUUCCCUUACACAGACACGCUUAAGAUUCUUCAGAAGUGGGGCCCUGGUUGCCAUUUCUUUGGACACGGUCAAGAAUCGGACGUUGAUGCCUUAGAGAGUUUGCUGGAACAAAUAUCGAGCGAGAACCCAUCUACGCCUCCUAUACUCGCCGUGUUCACCGAAUUCCCUUCAAAUCCUCUCCUCCGUUCGCCUGACCUACCCCGACUCCGUAGUCUGGCAGAUAAAUACGAUUUUGUGAUCGUUGUCGAUGACACGAUUGGAAACUUUGUUAACAUCGAGGUUUUACCUUAUGCUGACGUCGUCGUCAGUAGUUUGUCGAAGAUCUUCAGCGGUUGUGCUAACACCAUGGGGGGAAGUCUCGUUCUCAACCCUCAAGGACGACAUUACGCUGCUUUGAAGCAGCAUUUAUCCACUAACUACGAGGACGUUUACUUCAACGAAGACGCCCUAUUUAUGGAACGCAAUUCACGUGACUUUACACGACGUGUCCGUGUCAUCGAUACUAACACUGAAGCCAUCUGCGACUUUUUGCGCUCACGCUCCCUUUCCGGGAAUACUACACAUUUGGAAGGUAUCGCGAUCAAAGAGGUGUACUACCCAAAAUUCUCUUGCCCAUCCAAUUACGUGAAAUGUCAGCUCCCUGAGGGCGGGUACGGAGGGCUCUUCUCGCUCACAUUUACCUCCCUUGGCGCUUCCCGAGCCUUCUUCGAUGCAUUGUCUUGUCUCAAGGGCCCUAGUCUCGGCACGAAUUUCACGCUUGCUUGUCCAUACACCAUUUUGGCACACUACAACGAGUUGGAGUGGGCAGCGGAGUAUGGAGUCGAGGAAGGUCUUGUGAGGAUUAGUGUAGGGAUGGAGGAGAAGGAGGUCCUGAUGAGAUGUUUUGAGGUUGCAUUGAAGGCUGCCGAGGCUGCCACUGUUGUGGUCAACUAAACGCCAUCGAUUCAUCUCAUGGCAGCUGACACCAGCUCUUCUCUUCUUUUUCGUUCUGGUAGUGUGGAUCUAGGUAUCUGUGAUGAUGAUCUUUCAACUAGAUCUAUGAAACCUUGAAGCAAAGUUGCCCGCGGUGCAGGGCGUCGUUGUUCUGUCCUGUAGUACAAGCUGAGAAAUCGGACUUCUAUGUACGAGUUUUUUCAGUUGUCGUAAACGCGGGAAUGAGCUGCGCUGCACGCUGCCUUGAUAGUGGUGGAGCUGGAGCGGGG